Messenger RNA from Limulus polyphemus (Atlantic horseshoe crab), 2894 nucleotides. Its product is annotated as constitutive coactivator of PPAR-gamma-like protein 1. Bases 159 to 2495 code for a protein of 778 amino acids. NCBI's taxonomy places the organism in Eukaryota, Metazoa, Arthropoda, Merostomata, Xiphosura, Limulidae. Gene Ontology annotation, cellular component: nucleus. The record is from RefSeq and is a predicted model, not a curated record. The transcript has 13 exons.
GCAUUUCAUUCUGUUUGGUGUUAGUGUCACAUGCAAUGAUGUGAAAAUUAUAUAUUUAUUUCCAUAGGUUUUGUGUGUGUACAGUGAUUUAUGAUAAUUUAAACUUUAUUUAUUGUAAUCCGAAAUCAUUUUCUGCAGUUCUUAGAAAAAGUUUGGCCAUGGGGAUCCAAUCUCUACAACAGUUUAUUACCGCCCAUUGUCCUGGUGCUUGUGUGCCGGUAGAUUUGUUAAAAAUCGCACACAGUGUUGGUGUUCGGCGUCGAAAUCAAUUAUAUUACAACCGCCUGUGUUUAGUAGUUGAUGGUGAAUGUUGUUUAGAUAGACUCUAUGGUGGUUUUUACUCGGACUGGGUCUGCGGAGGACAGUGGAAUCGAAUGGUUCAGUUUAUCUCAGUUCUUAUAAAGACAAUACAGAGCAACAAUAUAGAACUUGCUGUAAUUUUCAAUGGCGGACUCGAGCAGCAGCGCAUGGACGAAUGGGUGAACAAGCAGCAGUCGGAUAGGAAGAAAGUCAAUCAAGUUCUUAGACACGUGGCCCUAAAGGCAACACCACCGCCGAAAGUUUGGUGGAUUCCCCCAGUUUGUCUACGAACAUGUCUGAGAAUGGCUUUACGACAUCUUAAUGUCACAGUUGUUUCUACUAUGGAUGAUCAUCAUCAAGAAGUGAUUGCUUUUUGCAGAGAAAAUCACUUUCAUGGAUUAAUUGCCGAAGAUGCCGAAUAUGCAGUAUUUGACCCACCAAGAUAUUUUUCUUCUGAACAGUUGAAACUUACUUACAAGGGUUCACUUGAAACUAAAGAAUUAAUUCUUGACGAAGUAGCGAGAACUUUGAAUCUUCACCCCAACCGCUUCUGCGUGUUUGCCGCCCUUUUGGGAAAUUAUUUACUUACUGAAGAAGAUCUGACACCUUUUCACCAUGUUCUUUGUCCAGAUCAGCCCAAAGACAAGCCAAUUCCUGCAGAAACUCUUAUUAAAGCUGUUGUGGACUUUGUACGGGGCCUUCCUUUUGUUGACAACCUUGAGGCUGUAGGUACUCAAAUAUUUGGAGCUGUUGGACAAAACAAAAUUCAGAAAUUUAAACAAUGUGUUCAGUACUACUUGAAUGGCACUAAAGAUGGAUUUCUUCAUUAUUAUCCAGCUGUGCAAGGUGAGAAAGAAGAUCGGGGCAUGGAAACACCCGACUUAUCACCUGUCAGACGUCCAUUAGGACGAGGGUGUACUUUAGAAACUUCUGACAGCAAAACAAUCCAAGUAAGCCAGCUGAUAUCAUUGGAUGGUGGUGAUAUAAUAAAUGGCAAUCUGGGAGAAAUUAAAAUUCCUGUUGUGAUAGAAGAGGAAGUACCGCGAGUCCUGCCACCAGGAGCACUGCUUUUUCGUCCAUUGCGACAGUUAGUGUAUGCCAUUGUGUUUAACCUUCACCACAUGCAAUUCAUGGCUAAGCAGAAGAAGGACCAAGAGGGGAAGGAAGAAAAAGUUCCUGAUGUAAUUGUGAAAGAAUGGACUUGGAGUAAACAUAAGCAGUACAACAGUCCUGACCUUGUCCCAGCUAUGCCUUUGGGGUGGGCAGUGCCGACCAUCCAACGUUUAUGGUUUGGAGCAAGCCCUGAUGAGAAGAAGCGACGUAUGAGAGCUUUUUUAACUUGCAUGAGAAGUGAUUCUCCACUGAUGCUGAACACAUCGUACGUGCCACAGCAUAUGCUAGUUAUGUGUUGUGUACUCAGAUACAUUAUGGCCGAUGAACGUCCAAUCCUGAGGAAACAAGAGUUGGAUGCUUUUCUAGCCCAAGCAGUUUCACCUCAUCUCAUGAAUGCCCAGUUUACUCAGACCAUGCAGCUACCGAUUAUUACCAACAGAGGUAUUGAACUUGCAGCUAUGUUUAUGCAAGGUGUUGAAUGUGCACUUUUUGCUAAUGAUGCUUGUGGUUCUCCAAUCCCGUGGCUGAUGUGUUGUCCCUGGCUUUUCUUCGAUGGCAAAUUAUUUCAUCAGAAACUUCUGAAAGCAUCAGGAGCCAAAAAUCUUGUUGAUGUCUGUGAUGGCCAGAUUGAUCAAGUGUCGACAGUUGAGCGGAUGCGAAUUGCUGUCUUAGAAGGUCUCAAGCCACAAUUUGCUCGGCCUCCUCUACUUCCAAUGGAAUAUCUUGGUCCAAAUAUAUCUAAUUAUUCGCGCAGUCAGCCUCCAAGUAUUAAUAUACCUGGACCCAACCGAGGAAGAGGACGGGGUGCUCCAGUUAAACCUUCUACUGAUGCUCGUCACAUGAUUUCUAAUGGUGGACAGUUAGAAGUAGCUGGGGUUGUUGUUGGGAGCUGGGGUCCAAAUUAUGGUAGAUUUCCUCAUUCUCGGAAUAGUUCCAUGCCUCGCCAAGUUGGUACCAUGGCUGGGAUUCGAAGGUAUGGUGCUUUUACAACUCCUAAGGGGCGUGGAUGCACGUAUCGUCAAGUUUCCACAGCUAAGUUUUGUAACCCAGGUUUGGCUGUAAGUCUUAUCUCACUUCAUUGAUACAUUGAUACAAUGUAGAAAUUCUAAGUGUAUUUUCCCUGUCAACCAUUUUGAAACAUAUUCAGUACACUUUAUGUGAAAGUACGUAUUUGUUGAUUGAUUAGAGUAUUUCCUGUACAAAAAGAAGAUUUGAUCAGAGAAAUUGUUCUUAAGUGAACUAGGAAGAUUUUCAGUGAGGUACUAUCUCUGAAAAAGUGGUGUACUAAGCAAUAGUCAAUAGAAAUCGGUAACUGAUUUAUCUACUGGCAGUUUAUUUUUAGCAGUUUACAAAAAAGAUCACUCUUAAGUAUGCACAAUAAUUUUUGAUGUGUAUCAGUGAUGACGUAAAGUAUUAAUGUACACAGAUUUUAUGUGUAUAAAAAGUUUCGGGCAUUUUUAUGAAAGUAAAAAUAUUUUGUA